AGGUGUCCCCAGGUCUUAGCCAAGGACCAAACGCAGAACCAGUGUCUGAGUUUCCAUCCGUCUCCAACUCUGUGCUCGAUGCUCCAGAGUUCCCAGACUUUGAGAAUUCAGAGAUGGAAACAUCAGAGGGUGAAGCUGUUGUUGACAUUGGUGCACUAGAACUGGAGGCCUUAGACCUAGUCAGCACUGACCCGCCUGUGCCAGAAGACUGCAGCGUCAGCGAUUUCGAGGAUCCACAACCAGACUUUUCAGAGUGUGAUCCCAUAGAGCCUCUUAUGAGCACCUGCGGCGUCCAAGACCUGAACCUUGGCAGCCAAAACAUAAUACCCCUCGACCCAGACAGCUUCCCAGAACCAAUAAACCUUUCAGAGUUCCCAGAGCCUGCUGUGUCGGAGCAGUGGUCUCAGAGUGAGGAGGCCAUCAUGGAUCCCCUCUCUAGCACUCAGGCUGAUGAGACUGAUCUGGGAGCUGCUGAGUCUCACUCUGCUGCAUGGGAAACAGACAACCACUCGGCAUUAUAUGAUGAGCUUCAACAACAUUGCAAUGUAUCUCAACAGGACAGUUACCAUGAAGCAUACAAUAAUGUGUAUGAGGAUGUUGAGAAAGUCAACAAGCUUAUCUUGGGCCAGAACUCACGUAAAAGAAAAUGUGGUCUGAAAA
Plectropomus leopardus (leopard coralgrouper) is the source of this 660-nucleotide messenger RNA. NCBI's taxonomy places the organism in Eukaryota, Metazoa, Chordata, Actinopteri, Perciformes, Serranidae. The record is from RefSeq and is a predicted model, not a curated record.